GUUUCAUUGAGAUCUCGCGAUAGUUUCUGUGAGCCGAGGGAUCUAUCAUGGCGGCUAGCUGUUGUGGUGUGAAGAAACAAAAGCUCAACAAUUCGAUGCCAUCGAUUUGUUGUAAUGGCUCCGCGGUUCAUCCGAAUACUUUCAAAAAUGGUUAUAGUGUAGCCUGUCGCGACAUGUGUUACUUCUGUUUUGACGUUUUGCACAGUUAUUUGCAUAAUUAUGAUCCGCCCAGAAACCCAGUUUUCACCAACGAUGCAUAUCCAUUGUUUGUUACAUGGAAAAUAGGUAGUAACCGUCGUCUCCGAGGAUGUAUAGGAACAUUCUCUGCCACCAAUCUACACAGUGGCCUCAGGGAAUAUGCUGUCACUAGUGCUAUGAAAGACAGCCGUUUUAGUCCAAUAACCAAGGACGAGUUUAGCAAACUGCAUGUUUCUGUGUCCAUACUCACCAAUUUUGAGGAUGCCAAAGACUUUGAAGAUUGGGAGGUUGGAACACAUGGCAUUAGAAUUGAGUUUUUAAACGAGAAAGGCCACAAGAAAACAGCCACAUAUUUACCGGAAGUUGCCAUUGAACAAGGAUGGAACAUAGAACAGACAAUAGACUCUCUUCUCCGCAAAGGUGGCUUUCGUGGACCUAUAACAAACGAAGUGCGUAGGAAUUUACGAUUGACUCGAUAUAGGAGUGAAAAAAUAAUGGUAGCUUACGGGGACUAUGUAGGCUCCAAACAAAAUGGCCAUGCAUGAUGAUAGCAAUGUACAGCAAUGUACCUGGCAGCGAUAGAGCACAACAUAGGCGGACAACUACUCAUUCACCAUGGAAUAUAUGUCGGAAUAUCUGAUGAUUUUAGUACAACUGUAAUCAUAUGACUUGCGAAUAUAUAUAUAUGUUUAUAUUACAGACUUCAAUAGAUCUCAGGUUUAAAGAGACAAGGCCCCAAAAUUUUGAGAUUCACUACAGGGACAGAAAUGAUUCUAGUAGCCAAUGUUAUUAGUAAGGUUAUUUUGAAGUAAGUCCUGAAAAAGUCAUUCUUGACAGAAAUUUUAUAUGCACAAUCUUAUAGUUACCAGAACAAGUUACAUAGACUUGCUACCAGGUAAUUACAACAUUUUGGGAUUCCUGGAAAAGGCCACAUUUUAUCUUCCUUUACAGAAGCCAUUCCAUUAAAAAAAAUUCUUUCAACCCUGUGCAUAAUUAGGAUUUGCGCAGCUACUAAAAACUCUUUUUAGGAAUCACACAACUUCUAAAACAGGUCUUUUUUGGUGCCUGAACUAUUUAUUAUUCUGCUGAAAUUUCUUUGCAUGACCAUUUGGCUUCAACAAACAAGAAUUUUACCUGGGUCUGUAUACAUUAGAGGUUUUAUAAAUAUUCGAAUUAAUAUGAUAGUAUUUUGAAAUAUUUAUUGUAAUAAUGUCAACAACAGUAUAAACAUGCAUAUAUAUGUGCUAGUUGCAUAUACAUUUCAUGUGUUUGCUUGGGUACAAUUUCCAAGAGUAUAUAUUUAUGUAUGAUGAACAUGUAUAAUUAAAAGCAAUUAUAAAUCAUUGGAAGAACUUUGAUCUGGAAAAAUAUAUCUUGUCAGUUGUCAUCAGUGCUAAGAAUUCCUUUAAUAGUCUAUCAGUAAAGACCUUUCUUCUUUAGGCAACAAAAUAGGCUGAAGAUAUUAUAGCUACCAAAAUAAAUAGUGAAUUAAAAACAAAACAAUAAAAUUGUAGGUCAUUUUAAAGGUCCGAUUGACCUGUAUUGACCUUCCUUUAUUAUUUCUCAUGGUCAAUUCUGAAGUAAAUUGACUGCUAUUGUAGACAUGCAGUAUAGUCUAGUGUAUUAGUAAAAUUAGAAAUAUUUUAACUUUUCAUGACUUAUUGAGCUCUUUAUAAAAAUAUCCAUACUUUUUUAAGAAAUCUGAAAUCAGGAGUAAGCCCAACAUUGUCAGAAAAAACAUAUGCAUACCAUCAUUUGUUUUAAAGGAGGAUUAUAUGCUCAAUUUGUAUCCAUUUUUUUUAUUCUGUGCACCAGAAGAAUGGUUGUAGAGACUGAAUAAUUAAGCUUAACACUUGAGGACCCACCUCCAUAUUGGUCUCCCCUACCCCACCCUCCAUUUUAAACCAUUUGCAGCCUUUUUCUAUUUGAUACAACAUCGGAGACGGUCUCAGGGAAACAUAAACUAUAUUUGGCUGCUCUUGAUCGAGUUAGAACAGGCUUGUUGUGUAUGUACGCAUGUGUGUAAGUCACUUUUGUAUCGGUAUAGAAUAUAGUAAUAGAAGUAUUGUUCAAGAAUAUGUAUAAAGGGUUUUGUAUCUAUCUUUUUAAUAUGUAACUAUCCUUUGGUAUAAGAUAACUAGAUUGAUGUCAUUCUUGAAAUUUCAUUCUUGAAAUCAUUAUGCACCAUUUUAAAAUGAAAGCACAUGCAUGUAUUUAUAGGAUAAUAACCCUAUAAUGUUCAGUCAUUGAUUAAUAUGAAAAGUCCUAAGUGUUUGUCCAGAGCUUUUUCAAACAUGAAACCAUAGUUUUUUUCUGUGUUUUCCAUGGAAUAAUUUCAAAUAUUUGUUUUGAUUAGAAUGAAGAUCUAAAUGUUGAAAAAAUAUUUAACUGGUCCUUUGGUGACCAAUAUUCAAUAACAUGAUCACAGCUUCUGUUAGUCCCUUGGUUAUACAAAUGAAAUUUUACAAUUAAACUUUGUCCCUUAGUUAUCUCAAGAGUAUAAUUUCUGGGGGUAAACUCUCUUUUGGUUCCUUGGUUCUGCCUAGGAUGUUUUGUAGCUGCCUAUUGGUUCCUGGAUUUACCAAUGAUCUUGGAUGUUACAAAGCUUGCUAUUGCUCCCUUAGUUCUGUCUAGGAUGCUAUAAAGGUGCCUAUUGGCUCUUGGUUUUUCCAGGAAUUAUCUAAUUAGAUGUUAUAAAGUUUCUUAUUGGUCCUUUGGUUCUUCCAAUGUUAUGGGUUCUAUAGGUUUUUCUUAUAAUAUUCAUGGAAAUUUAAAAUCUAAUACAAUAGGUUAGUAAUACCAUUGGUCAAAACAUUUUAAUAGAUGAUACCAUUGGUCAAAACGUUUUUAUUUUGUUGAGUGGUCAUCUAGGCAGAUAGACUGUAAUAAUUCUGAAUUACCCUUUUAUUUACUGGUUUGAAACCAUUUAUUUCUUUUACUAAUAAUAAUUAAUCAUGUUUUAAGUUUAUUUUUUGAUACAUUACUACAAAUAAUUUAGGUAUAUUACUUGUGUGUUAAUCUGUUGUUGUUUUAUGAUACAUUUGAAAAAUGAAAUAUAUGCAUGGUUUUAUGUGUGUUAGACUCCAUCCCAUUUUUGCUGAUAUAUAUUUUUUUGUGUUCUUGAUAAAGAUGUGAGAAGUUACUAAACAUAGCAGUGUAAAUGUUGCCACAUAUUUGCCAGAAUGUUGAUAGUAUUAUUAACAUGUGAAGAGUAUCGCUCAUGUACAUGAUCGACAGGUAUAUACACACACAUACAACACAUGUUCCGCCUCGCAUAUCAUGAUUGAAAGACAAAUUAUAUAAAACUGUCUGUGAUGUGUGUCUGGUUUGUAUACAAGGUGUCAUCAUGUUGAAUUGCUGCCAGAAUAUUUGCUGUACAUGCAAAGUUAGGAACAUCAGUUUUCAAUUCUACAAUGUAAUAACUGUAGUGAUUUUAAUGAAGUUUUAUUUGUUUUGUAACUCGGUGGUAUUAAGCAUUGAGGUAGAGGAAGAUAUUGUGUUUUAAACUGAUUAUGUUUGUAUCAUAUGUUUGCUUCAGAGGAAAUAAUUUUGUCAUUAUUGUAUUUUUCAGAUAUUCAUUUACCUGUAUUUAAAUCUUAGCCAAUAUAUUUCCAGUAUUAAAACAGAGAUCAAUAUAUUAUUCUCCAUAAAACCUUGUUAUACUGCCACUAUUUUCAGUAAAACCUUAUUAUUUAUAUACAGAUUGUACUACCAGUAUUUGUCAGUAAAACCAUAUUAUACAUUGUACCUCCACUAUUUGGUCUGGGGAGUUUUUGGCAUUGAAAAAAGGAUUUGGCAAUACAAAUGAAAAUCAAGAGGAAAUCUGAAAAAUGAUAAAGAAAAUAAUGUAUGGGAGAAUGCAAAAGCGGGAUAGGUGUUGUAGGAAUGCAUUUUAAAGUGAUUUCUGAGUUGACAGUCUGUGUAAAAUGAUUUUGACAAUCAUGUACGGCUGUCUAGUUUAAAAAAAAUUUGGAUUUGAGCUUGUGCUACAUUUUAUAGAACUCAAACUAGAGUGUAUGAUAUGGUACAGGAUAUUUUCUGUCUGGUUUGUAAAACUUCCUGCCAUCAAAAUUGUGUCGGAAGGAGAUUCAAAAACUAUUUUAAUUCUGAAAUGAAUAAAUUCUUAUUGUAUCACCAAUGAUUUGAUCGAUUUGAAAAGAAAAUACACUGACUCAAUCCUGGAAUUCACAAUCUUGAAUGCACUAUUGCUGUUUCUGUUCUGCUCUUGUUUUGUUAAAAAGUAAAAUUCAUUUCACAUAAAAAUUGAAUACUAUUUGUUCUUAUCAUAUGGAGGUGUACUGCUAAUGAUAUACAUGUACAUAAUUCGGGCAUUAAACAGAAAGUUAUAAUUUUGAAAAAGAAAAUAAAUGGCUCUUGCGCCAAAGCUGCUAUCCAAAUGUGCAUUUCUCAGUAUGCAAUGUGAAAAAAAUGUUGUGAUUUUAUUGUAUCACUUGAAAGAAAACUGAUUUUGUUGUAUCACUUGAAAGAAUACAGUAGAGUGUUUAUACUUUUUUUUCCUGUAGAAAAAUAUACCUGCAGUAUGUGCAUUCAUUACGUAAAGGAAAGUUACUGUACAUUUAAAAAGUAUGUUUGAUAUAUUCCAUGCAUCAAAUGCAUACAUGUUUAACACCUGAAGUAAACCUAGUGUGGUGAGAUAUUUUAGAUUUUAAAAACAGAUUUUAAUGAUUUGUUUUUAUUUAAAGAAAAAUUUCAAAUUAACUGCUUUCGUAGAUUUUAUAUAUUAAGUGUCUUUCGUAAUUUUUUUUUGUAAUUUUUUUAUCAAUUUCCUAAAAUUUGAAAUGAUUAAUGUAUAAAAAGCAUUACAUCUGGUAGUAUUAAAAGGGAAUCAGUAUGCUUUUCAUCAACAUAAAUUAAAGAACAUUCCUACUAUAGACCAAAUUUUAGCUAUUAGAUGAAAACAUAUGAGAUUCAUCACAUAUUGUGUAUAUGAUGGCAUCAAAAUGAUCAAUGAUAUCCAAUGUUUCAUCUACUGUAUACAAAGCACAAAACCUGAUGUAAACUAAAAAAUGAAUGCAGACAAUAUUUAAGAUACAACAGAAUUUAGGCCAGAUUUGGAAAAUAAGGAAUAUUGACGUGAAUGUUUUGUCCUAUGAAAAAUAUAAAUAAUAAAGUUGAUUAACAAAUUUGAGAAAGAAAAAUGUGUUUCUGAAUAAAGAUGAUCUGUUUUUUUUUUUAACAAUUUAUGUAAAAAAAAAACAACAAUUGUACGACAAAUAUAUUAUCAGUAUUUCAUAUAUGUAUCAUAUUCUGCAAUAAGCCCAUGGUUGGCGAUAAGCCCACCCAUAUCUAUUUUAGUUUAAAAUAGAAAUGGGAAUGAACGCUGUUUCAUUGGUAUGUAAUGUUUGACACAAGGGCUUAUUGCAUGAUAAAUAUUAUAUGUUAGACAUUUGGAUUGCUACAUACUAUUUUUGUGGUGAUAUCAUACUACAAUGUAUUUGCAUUUAUAGAACUUUAAAUCUUUUUGAACUUUUCAUCAUUGAACUUUAAUUACUUUUAAUAUGAUACUUGCUAUUCUGUGGCAUGGCUGACUUUCUUUAACUUUACCUGCAUUAAAUGGAAAUAUUUUAAUUAGAACUGUUUUAAGAUAAAGAUUAAAUAUUCUUAAUACGAAAAUAUUAUUUGUUUAAAAAAAAUGAGCUGGAUCUCAAAGAGACAAGUCAAGUUACAACUGCAAUGUUUGAAGAAAAUUUGUUCUUGCCCCUUUUCAGGUAAUAGAUGUAUUGGGAAUUCAUUUUAUAAUAAUGUUCGUACAUUUUAUCUUUGAACAUUCCAUCAAAUAGAAAUACAAUUAACUUAACAAAUUUUAUCAAAACUGUUAUCAAUCUACCAUGAUACUGGUGUCUCAUGUCAACCACUUCCUCAAUAGGCUCUGCUUGAUUUGUACAGUGGCAAAGAAUCCGGCUUGACUGGGUAGCCACUCAUUGGCAAAAUCAACAAGACUGGCAUGCCCCUAUCAAGUGACUGGCACAUUCCAUUAAAGACCGGCAUACAACAAAUCAAGCACAGCCCUGACCUAGAUUGUUGAUUGAAAUAGAACUGUGUUCCCUUCUCUCCUUCAUACCUAGUCAUGUUGUUGUGUUUUAUUGGACUUUGUAGGAGUAUAAUGUAUCGGCUUGUCUGUAUAGAAAUACACUGAUAGUGUGUAGUCGGGAGGUACAUCUGAAGGCCACUCACAGGGAUUGGUCUAUCAGUCAUACACUCACAUUGCAAUCAAGUCAUUUUGAAAAUGUAUUCAGCACUUUUGGUUUUUUGUCAACAUACAGAUAAAAUAAAAAUGAUAUCUAUAUGUCGGAUGUAGUACAUUGGAACCAUUUAAGGCAAAACAAUGAUGUGGAAACUAAGUUUAUACUUUGAAGAUUUUAAUUAACCAAUCAAUGCUGGCCAGAUGUUAAAUGGUACAUUGACCAAUCGUUGUGAAGUGUCCAGGGUUUUCUAGGUACUGACCAAUUGUUGUGAAGUGGCCAGGGUUUCCUAGGCACUGACCAAUCGUUGUAAAGUGUCCAGGAUUCCUAGGUACUGACCAACUGUUGUGAAGUGUCCAGGGUUUCUAGGUUACUGACCAAUCAUUAUGAAGUGCCCAAGUUUGCAAGGCACUGACCAAUUGUUGCAAAGUAUCCAUGAUUGCAAAGUACUGACCAAUCGUUGUGAGUUAUCCAGGGUUGCUAGACAUUGGCCAAUCAUUGUUAAGUGCCCAUGUUGCUAGGCUCUGACCAAUCACCAACAUUCACAGAUUUUUCUGACCAAUCACUGUGAAGUGCCCAGGGUUGGGUGUAGCAUUGUCAUCACCACCACAUGCCUUAUCCUGUGUGUAUGUAUGUAGUAUGUUAUAUCACUGUUAUAAUCAAAAGUAGAGGCAAUAAAGAAAAUGUCAACUUAC
Molecule: messenger RNA, 7096 nt
Organism: Pecten maximus
Lineage: Eukaryota; Metazoa; Mollusca; Bivalvia; Pectinida; Pectinidae
Product: AMME syndrome candidate gene 1 protein homolog
Exons: 5
Coding region: 48-743 (231 amino acids)
Source: RefSeq, a predicted model, not a curated record